Molecule: messenger RNA, 7690 nt
Organism: Ficedula albicollis (Collared flycatcher)
Lineage: Eukaryota; Metazoa; Chordata; Aves; Passeriformes; Muscicapidae
Product: poly [ADP-ribose] polymerase 12-like
Exons: 20
Coding region: 1333-4065 (910 amino acids)
Molecular function (GO): NAD+ poly-ADP-ribosyltransferase activity; metal ion binding
Source: RefSeq, a predicted model, not a curated record
UUUAGUAUAAUUGAGGUUCAAGGUUUGAAUAAAGCAUACGCAAAACCCACCAGGGGAUACCCCGACUGGGGGUAUGGGUAGGGCCAUUCCUCUCACACCGUACCAAAUCUGUCAAGCCAAAAUCUCACUUAUAUACUGUUUACUAAUACAUAUUAAUACAGAGUCUGCUAGAAAGCUCCUCCUAGUUUCUAUUCCUAAAACCUACGUCACUAUAUUGUAUUGCACAUGCUUCGCCAGUGGUAGGGGGUCUCUCCUCCUUUUGGGGGUCUUGUUUCUGAUGAAGGCUCUGGGUCUUCCUCAGUGUUCGCUGUUUGUCCUUGCAGGUAGCUCAGGCGCAUUAUGCUUAGGAUUACAUAAUUAAAUAUAUGUUCCCACAACAGGCCUUAGUUCACUGUCCAAUGUCUGGAAUUAUCCCAAUUUGACCCAAUUCAAGGUCGAAAGUUUUAUUUUUAGAUGCUGUUCUUAGACCUAUACCCUUACUAUCCUCACUCCCACCAAACAUCUGGAGGAUGAUUCUAUCUGCUUUGUUUAACCAUUUCCUUUAUCCCAUUUUGCUUUGUAACAAUUAAGUACAAUUAAGUACAAUUUUUCUAUUAAUUAUAAAGCAACAAUUUUGCUAAUAUUGUGACAAUUUAAUUAGUACGAAUUACAUAUAUAACACAAGUGUUCAGCCAUCUCCGGGAGGGCACGGCUCCAUCACGCGUCACCGUGUCCCAGGAAGACAAACGCGCUAACUCCAAAUGUCCCCGGCUUCCUCCUCCCGCGUCCCUCCUCCCACGCACUCCAGCCCCCUCUCCAGCCUGGCAGUACAAGGAGUAGAAAAGAGCUUGGCCCAGUGCAAGUACUGCUCGACAAUAAUGAAAACAUCUCUAUUAUCAUUCCUGUGUUCUGGACAAAUCCAAAACACAGUCCCACAGCAGCCACUCGAAGCCAAAACCAGCACAGCUUCACAGGACAUUCUGCUGCAACCAGCACCGACCAGCAGCUCACUUUAAGUCGGCAAGAAAGAAAAGUAAUGGCAUUGCUAUAUAAAUACUAGAGUGAUAUGCGUAUGUUAUGUGUUUAAUUCUGUAUUUUAUGCUUAAUGCUCUGCACUAGAUUCGUGUUAGUGUAGAGAGAGAGCAAAAGUUAGCAAAGUGGGGAAGUGUGACUGUCUCAUCUUGGAAGUGUUCACGCAUGGAGCAACCUGGUCCAGUGGAAGGAGACUGCCCAACCCAGGGGGCGGAACGAGAUGAUCUUUAAGACGUUUCCAACCGAAAUCCCGUGAUUCCGUGAUAAUAACAAGGAAACCUCACAGUCCUUACGCUCACUUCUUGCACUAUUUCCCGUGUAAUGUUCAGCCAAGAAGGCCUCCGGGCUGCGCAGAUCCCUGCCCCCAGCACGGCCCGAGCCGCCGGCCCCACCCGUGCCUUCGGUUUCGAUUCCCGUGCGGCGCGGCCGAGAGGCGGUGACGGGUGCUCCCGCCCCGCUCCCCCACAGUCCCGCUGGCGGCCCCGUCCCGGGCGGAGGGGCAGCAUGUGCGAUCCGGCCGUCUGCAGUUUCCUCACCCAGACCCUGUGCGCCCAUGGCGGGCGGCUGGGGCUGCGGGAGCUGCAGGAAAAUAUCGGGCUGUCGGCGCUGCAGCUGGAGGACACGCUGUCGGCGGCGGGCCCCCGACGGUUCCUGAAGGUGGGGAGCGGCCCGGUGGUCCUGGCCGUGACGGACGUGCGGGUCUGUGUCCGCAAAGCCUGCGACGGCUGCGAGCGGCUGCACCUCUGCAAGCUGCACCUCAUGGGCAGGUGCCACCAGGGGCCCAGCUCUUGUAAGUACUCGCAUGACAUCAUGAAUGCAGAGAACAAAAAAGUUCUAAAAAAACAUGAUUUGUCUGGCCUCAGUGAGAAUGAACUGCAAGUCCUGCUUCUCCAAAAUGAUCCAUUCUUCCUCCCUGAUACCUGCCAGUUUUACAACACAAAAGGUGGUUGCUGUAGGCAGCAAAGCAACUGCAACAAGCUUCAUGUUUGUCGACACUUUCUCAAGGGGAAAUGUAAAUUUCCUCAAUGCAUAAUGAACCAUAACCUCUUGGAUGACCAUGCAAUGAGAGUGUUGGAAACUGGAGGCAUUGAUGGGAAGAUAGCUUCAAACUUCCAGGCUAUAUAUGAUUUCAAGCAUGUCGAAUUCAACAAGGAACAGAAGAAGGGGUAUGUACACAACUACAGACGAAUAAAUGAUUAUUGGAAAAUACCAGCAAAUCAAAGGAAUAAAGAAGUGAAGACAACUACAGUGCAGUGUAUGCUGGAUGUGCCGCCUUCAAAAGGUCCCAGUAGCACCGUGCCUGCUCAGAGCCAAGACCAGUUGCCAACAGGAGCGGGAGAUAAAGGUAAAGGUCCCAGUAGCACCGUGCCUGCUCAGAGCCAAGACCAGUUGCCAACAGGAGCGGGAGAUAAAGGUAAAGGUCCCAGUAGCACCGUGCCUGCUCAGAGCCAAGACCAGUUGCCAACAGGAGCGGGAGAUAAAGGUAAAGGUCCCAGUAGCACCGUGCCUGCUCAGAGCCAAGACCAGUUGCCAACAGGAGCGGGAGAUAAAGGUCCCAGUAGCACCGUGCCUGCUCAGAGCCAAGACCAGUUGCCAACAGGAGCGGGAGAUAAAGGUAAAGGUCCCAGUAGCACCGUACCUGCUCAGAGCCAAGACCAGUUGCCAACAGGAGUGGGAGAUAAAGGUAAAGGUAAAAAGGACAGUUCCUCUGAUGAAGCUUCAAAGGACAACAAAAAAGAUAACUGUGAUGAGAUCUGUUUGUUUUAUGUCUGGAAGUAUUGCAAAAACAAGGAUAAAUGCAAAUCUGUUCAUUACCAUUUGCCAUAUAAAUGGGAGAUUCACGAUGGGUUGUUCUGGCAUGAACUUUCCAUGAUGGAGGAAAUUGAAAAGGCCUAUUGUGACCCAAAAAACAGCAGCUUGCAAAGCAAGAACAUUAAUUUCCAGACAAUGACCUGCUCUUCUUCUUUGGUUCGACGCCUCUCUACACCAUCAUCAGUCACAAAACCCACAUUCCUACUGACCACACAGUGGAUUUGGUACUGGAAGAAUAACCAAGACAAGUGGAUCGAAUAUGGAGAACAGGAAGAAGGGAACAGCGUGACCGCACCAUCUUCUGCUAUUAUUGAGAAUUUAUAUCAAGCAGAUCCAUGUGCCAUUGUACCUUUCCAGGCUGGCCAACAUCAAUACGAACUCAAUUUUAAAGAAAUGACUCAGACAAACAUUACUUUUAAGACUAAACGACAGGUCUGCAGGCGACCAAAAUUUGUGUCUUCUGAAGAUGUCCAGAAGAUAAAGACAGGCAGCCAGAGGGAUUCUUCUAUUCCUAGUCACUGGGAUGCAUCUGCACUGCCUGACUUGGGAUACAAGGCAGUGGUGAUCAGCAAUGCGACCCCUGAAUACAAUGAAAUAAAGCAGCUGUUUCAUCAGACUAUGAAAAAUUACAGCAUCCUUAAAAUACUGAGGAUUCAGAAUCCAUCCCUCUGGAAGGUGUUUCAGUGGCAAAAAGAGAAGAUGAAAAGGGAAAAUGGAGGAAAGGAAGUCCAGGAAAAACUCCUGUUCCACGGAACUGACAUUACCUCCAUGAAAACGAUCUGCACUCAGAACUUUGACUGGAGAAUUUGUGGAAGCAAUGGAACUAACUAUGGGAAGGGAAGUUACUUUGCUAGAGAUGCUUGCUAUUCCCACGCCUACUGUCAGGCUACGCUGCAGGGAUACUUGAUGUUUGUGGCUCGUGUUCUGGUUGGAGACUAUGUUAAAGGCAACGCCGCCUACGUCCGUCCCCCAAAGAAGUGUGCUGACAAGCUCUGGUUUUAUGACAGCUGUGUGGAUAAUGAGUUAAAUCCUUCUGUUUUUGUUGUCUUCGAAAAACACCAGAUUUACCCAGAGUACAUAGUAGAGUAUAAAGAGGAGAGAAUAAGAGAGCAGAAAGAGCCAGCAAUAAUAGUGUAUAAAGCAGUGGGAAUAAGACAGCAGAAAGAGGCAGAAAUAAGAGUGUGUAAAGAGGACGGAAUAAGAGAGCAUAAAGAGGAGAAAAGUAAAUGUGUUAUUUCUUAGAGGACCAUGGCAGUUUGCAUCCCUCAUCUUGUUUUUCGUUGCAGGUGUUCUCCUACUUGGUGACUUCUUUCUUUUUAAUACAGUUCUUCAGAAUGUUAAUCCAAACAAUUUUUGCAUUGACUAGGGCUGGCUAAGCAGAUGUUACAUUUGUUGUGACUGCCUUAUCUUCUUCUCUUCCUCUCUUAAAUUAAGCAAAAACAUUUUGAUAACCAUAGCAGGAAAAUCAGAAUUGUGGGAUGGGAAAUUGAAUGUUACGACUGCUGUAGGCAAAUAGUUGUUAAAUGCAUUAUCUAAAAAAAAAAAUAGAGAGGAUUUCUCUUUGCAAACAGUUAAAAUAAAAAUUACAGUAGUUUUUAAGGAAGCUUUCAAAUUUUUAGUAGCCAGAGAUUCUUUUCAGUGCAGAAUUCAUCUGUUCUUGAUCCUCUCAUCUAUCAUUAUUAUAAACAAUUCAGCGUAGGUAAUAAUGACUUGAGUUUGUUUGUUAAUGCUAGUAUAUGUUUUGAGUUAAAAUGGUAAACAAAAAAACGAAAAAGCAUAUUUUAAAUCCAUAGUUCUCGAGAAUUUUCAUCUGUACGAUGGCAAAUGGAUCAGAAAGCUAAUUCUUUGUGGAAAUUUGCAGUAACUUGCUGUAACCUAUACAAAGGCAGAGCUCAGCUGAAGCUGUGAAAGCCACCACAUGAGAGUACGCAGAUACCAAAAUUUGGUGGUUUAGCUGCAACUAAUGGCUGUAAGGACACUAAGACUGUGUCCCAACAAGCCAGGCUUUCCAGUGGAUGUGGGCACAUAGCACAAAAAGACAGGGGAAACCUCUUAAGGAGCAUAGAGAUGUUCUCUCCUGUUGGUGCAGUAAUUUUCGUUUUUCCAGAUGUAGAGUGGGACCAAAAGAGACCAGUUAGGUUCUCUUGAGGCCAGUGGUAGAACUGCUGUCCUAAGGCACCGUCUACAUGUUCUGCUGCCCACUUGCGUGGGGCAGGAUGCUGACAAGUGAGGAUCCUCUUUGUGUUUUGGGGGUGAUCCUGGGUCAGAAACUUGUGCAGUUUCUACUAGAUGUUAGCAGGGAGCCUGUAAAUGGAUCCAACUGAAGACCCUCUGUACAAAAUGCCAUAUUCAGGCAGUUUAGCUGUUCAGAGGGAAACUGGGAGUGAGGACAGAGGAGCAGUAAUUUUUACCUUCACAUAAGCUUUACAGAAACACCAAUAGCCUCUGAGGUUUUUGCAUUUGUGAUACAAAUCUGUCAACGCUCAAAGAUAGCAAGUUCUUCCCUAGAGGAACGCAAAAGAUAAAUCCAGAAAAUCUUACUAAAAUUACUUACAACUAAAUGAAAACAUGCAGGGAAGAUUUUAACACUUUUUAAGAUCUCUCCUUCUCUUGUUUGCCUUACUUAGUUUGAAUUACUAAGCUUGCUGUAUCUGGAAAUAAAACCUGUUUUCAGGCACUUUCAAGGUGCAGUUCGUCUGUACAAAAACAUGGCAAGACUAAAUAUCCUGAGUGAACCAGUCACUGCCUGCAUUCCCUGUCUUCCUUCGGUGUUUCUAAACCAGAGAACUGCACACGUGGACUGCCAUUGUAGUGUAGGUGCUUAGCUAAUUACUAAGGAGAGAAUAGCAUGAUUCAGGGAGAGUAUUUCUGUAAAUUAACUUCCUAACUAGGAGGUGUUUAAUAUUAAAGUGGUGGGGUAGUUUGGUUAGAUUUCAUGUAAUUAAACAGCUGAUAUGAGCAGUUGAUGAAGUCCCUAGAAAAGGUGAAAGAAUUAAGUGAGGCAGAACUGCUAGUUUUAAAUCUCGAAGUAGUCAGAUAUUGAGACCUUCUAAGGAUUUAUUUCUUUAAUGUGCAGAUGAGUAAUUUUUAAAGAAUCUGAAUUCAAGCACCUGUAGAAGCCCCCACUCCUGCGAGAGAAAAGGCAGGCCUGUAUGGGGAGGGUGCCAGUGAGAUGCUGACAGCUUAGGAUCAGUCCAGAUCACCACACACAGGGUAAGGGCACAGCAAUACAGGAACUGCAGAGCUAUUCCAUGGUCCAGCUCACCUUGGGGCAGAGAUGCAGCUCUCUGGUGCACAAGGCUUUGGCUUUUCCAACAGAAGGGUGGACUGGAGGUGAGAGUUGUAGUUUGGAUUACUGAGCUUGAAUGGGGAGGAAGGCUGGAAAAUGCAUACUCUGAAUGCAAGAGGAUGGAAAAGGAACAACGGUUCUCCCACCUUGUGGCACCUCAGCCUCUUCCUAACUGGCACCAAGGAAAACCCCUGGGAGGCUGUGCCACGCUUGAGCUGUGACCCUGUGCAAGCACAGAUGCUGCUGCUCUCACACUGCUGGAUGCUUCUGGCCACUGUGAUGGAAACAAAGUGAGUGCUCACUGUUACAGGUCUACGAAAUUUGGCUGAAUAACACAUUUAAAAGCUUCACACAAAGAAAGAAGUCAUGUACUUGCUUGCUCAACAAAGAUCAUCUUUGAAUUUAUUAAGGCAAAGCAGACAAAAUGUUCUACUGAAAGUAGAGCUGUCAUUAAUUACAUUGAUUACAACCUGCAUAGCUAGCCAGAGCUUUCUGAGGCUUUUGUUCACUUAUACAAGGUGUUACAUUCCUCGAGUAAAAAAAUUACCUGUCCGAAGUCAUUGCUUGAAGUGCACUUACUAAAAAUAAUAGUAAAAAUCCAGUGUAACCUGUCCCAAGUGAGUCACCCCCACCAUGGCUGAACAGACAAGCAGUGAUGAAGCUGAAGAGCAGCAUGCUUAUAAAUCAGAAGAUCUAAACCACUUCUACCUCUUGUUCCACGAUGCAGGAACUCUGGGGCAGUGCAGGGCCAGCUUAGAAGUGCUUUCUUAGGUCAAAAGGAAACUGUAGGACAAGGCUGCUGUGAGACAUGGGGAAGAGCCUGAGCUGGACGGGAAGGAGGGGCAGGCCUGUGAGGCCAGGAGAGCUUACAGAUGUGGAAGCAAAGCCAGAGCUUUGGCAGUUGCAGAAUUUGGGAUUUCUAUUCCAGGAGAGGAGGCAUGAGUUCAGUUUCAGUGUGAAAUAUUAUCUUCUCCUUCAUUAGCAAUUUCCAGAAUGUUAUUGCAAGACAAUGUAUUAGCUCUGCGAUGCUGCAGGAAUCCAGAGGCACCAGAGCUCCCUUGAGGUCUGUGGCUCACAUUGUGCCUGACUUGCAGCACCGAAGUUUGUCCCAUCACAUGCAUUGGGACAGAACUGUGUCUGUCCCCCUGAACCCACUUUCCAUGGCAGAACUCCUUCCUGGUAUUCACCUCUUCGAAGUGUGUGCUUUAACCCUGGUUUUAACCCCAACAUGCAGGGACUCUCUGGAGUGAGAUGGUAGUAAGGCCUUACUAUGCAAAAGCUCAGGGAAGCACAAAGACCCAGUUCAGCAUACCCUUCAGAGAUGGUACUGUUCAGCUGAAAUCCAGGCUUUCUGAAAGAUUUAAAACUGCUGAGGGAGCACCCAUGUCAAAAUAGACAUUAUUCUUGUCUGGUUUCAUUCACCCAGUAAUGCCAGAAAGCUCUGCUGUGCUAUAUUAAAAGGAAAAAUUUUAUGAGACAGAGUUUAAAAAUGUAUACCUGUAAAGAGAUCCUGAAUGCAGACACAUCUGUGACUCCUGCCUGAAUGGGCUGGAAGCUCAACAUGGAAUUCAGUUCAUG